Messenger RNA from Leptonychotes weddellii (Weddell seal), 1625 nucleotides. NCBI's taxonomy places the organism in Eukaryota, Metazoa, Chordata, Mammalia, Carnivora, Phocidae. The record is from RefSeq and is a predicted model, not a curated record.
AAAGAUACGUCCCCGUCCUCACCCCUGAAACCUAUGAAUGUGGUGACCUUAUUUGGAAAAACAGUCCUUGCAGAUAUAAUAAAGUUAAGGAUCUCGAGCUAAGAUCAUCCUGGAUUAUCCUAGUGGGCCCGACAUCUAAUGACAAGUGUCGUAAGAGACACCCAGAGGAGAGACGCUUCUAGAGAAGAAGGCCAGGUGAAGACAGAGUCAGGGAUGGAGUUACGCAGAUACAAGUCAAGGACCCUUGGAGCCCCCCAGAAGUUACGCUUAGCCCACACAUCCAAGGUGGAGGUCCCAUUCCACUCCGUCCAGUGCUCGGCCCUCCUCCUUCUGGCGCCUCUGUCCAUCUCGGACUGGCCUUCCCCAUUCAAGGCGAGGAUGAAGGCCCCAGGCUGGCCUCCUCCUUGCCCUGUGGGCAUUGCUUCCGGCUGGAGGCAGCUCCCCCUUCGUCGUGUGUCCCGGCUUCGACCCAGCUCGGGGCUCUGGGGGCACGAGUCCAGUGGAGUCGCCCUCAGCGGCGUGAGCCAUCACCUGCCACCACCAGGUGGCGCCCCUUGCCUCAGCCAGAUCCACCCCAGCUCACUGUCGCCCCCCAAAAUUUCCUUUCGCUUUCGAUCUCUGGCUGUCACCCGGCCUGGCCCCUUCCACGCCCAGCCGGGGCAAGCCUGAUCUGGCCAUAGGCAUGAGGGGCCUCCGGCCGAGAUGAUAGUGCUGGCGCCAGCCUGGAGCCCAACUAGGGCGCCCUGCCACCCUGUGUCGCGCCCACAGACCUCCCUGCUGCUCCUGCUGCUGCUCAGCCCCGGCCUCCGCGGGACCCCUGACUGCUCCUUCAGUCACAGCCCCGUCUCCUCCACCUUUGCGCUCACCAUCCACAAGCUGUCUGAUUACCUGCUUCAGGACUACCCAGUCACUGUCGCCUCCAACCUGCAGGACGACGAGCUCUGCGGAGCCUUCUGGCGCCUGGUCCUGGCCCAGCGCUGGAUGGAACGGCUCAAAGCUGUGGCCGGGUCCCGGUUGCAAAUCCUGCUGGAGGCUGUCAACACGGAGAUACACUUUGUCACCUUAUGUGCCUUCCAGCCCCUCCCCAGCUGUCUUCGCUUCGUCCAGACCAACGUCUCCCACCUCCUGCAGGACACCUCCAAGCAGCUGACGGCCUUGAAGCCCUGGAUCACCCGCAGGAAUUUCUCUGGGUGCCUGCAGCUGCAGUGUCAGCCGGACUCUUCCACGCUGCUGCCCCCAAGGAGCCCCGGGGCCUUGGAGGCCACAGCCCUGCUGGCCCCCCAGGCCCCUCUGCUGCUCCUCGUGCUGCUGCUGCCCGUGGGUCUCCUGCUGAUGUCCGCUGCCGGGUGCCUGCACUGGCGAAGGAGGGGGUGGAGGACGCCCUACCCUGGGGAGCAGAGGACACUGAGGCCCAGCGAGACGAGUCACCUGCCAGAGGACACAGAGCUGGGACUCAGAGGAAGUCAGCUAGAGACCGGUCCCUUCCUCGAUGGCGCUGCCCUGCUCACUCUCUCCCCAGGAUGGAGGCAACGCCAGUCCCCAACGCCAGCCCCAGCCCCACCUAUCCCCCUCUGUACAAAGUCCUUGUCCCCAGGAAAUUGUAUAUAAAUCACCCUUUUCUACCA